This is a messenger RNA of Perkinsus marinus ATCC 50983, 1612 nucleotides long. RefSeq lists its product as hypothetical. Gene Ontology annotation, cellular component: membrane. The record is from RefSeq and is a predicted model, not a curated record. Gene Ontology annotation, biological process: magnesium ion transport. Lineage: Eukaryota; Perkinsozoa; Perkinsida; Perkinsidae. Gene Ontology annotation, molecular function: magnesium ion transmembrane transporter activity. Bases 1 to 1578 code for a protein of 525 amino acids. The transcript has a single exon.
AUGCUGGUGGUAUCCUCGACCAAGUCUGAGGCCAUCAACAACGUUGACCAAAUGUUCAACGAUUUCUACUUUUCGGCGACUCACGGCUACUUUGUGCUGGGAUUGUUGCUGCUUAUAUGCUUCAUUGCUUUUGCCUUUUGGAUGAGGACUGGUGCUCCCAUUCUGUGGUUUACUCGUUCCAAAUGGCCCAAGAGGAUACAGUGGGAGCUCUCCUUGCCAAGAUCCCACAAUAGAGUUACCCGCUUCCUAGUCCCCAGCGGGUACACCUUUUGUGUAGCAGCAGUAGGGGCCCAGUCCGUGGUGUCGGGCAAAGUGCUAUCACUCAUCGUGACCCAGGCUUUCGGUGGCCAAGUUUCACAGCUGUACCAGGGUAGAACAUUCCUAGUGCUCUUCGCAUGGCUUUUCGCGGCUGUUUUCUGGGUAAUUCAUCUCAACCGAGCGCUGAGAAUAUUCCCGGGAGCAUUCCUGGUACCACUAACGCAAGUUUGUUGGACCCUUUCUACCAUGCUAUCUGGUGGUAUUGUAUUUAAAGAAUUUGUGGCUAUGCAAUCGUGGCAGUUGGGUGUAUUCUUCAGCGGUACUGGAGUCCUCUUCUUUGGAGUGUUCCUCCUUAGUCCGAGGACCACUGAGGAUGAUCAGGAGGCAGCUGCAAGACGACGAAGCUCUAUUGUUAGUAGUCAGAAUCUAGUCACUCGCAGCGAGGCAGGUCUCAGUACAGUGAGUAUUCCCGGCACUCCUGUUAGCGGCAACAACCUUAGCCUCCCUCAACACGGAGGCAACCUGUCUCCUGUCUCGCGGCACCCUGUGCGCUCCCCCAGGCGAGUCGGUAGGAUGAGCUCUGACGCUACUGUUGCCGCUGAUGGCGAGUUUACUUAUCAUACUUCGAGUCUAUCCCCACCAGCGAGACGUAGGACUUCCGCUGUACGGUCUAACUCGAUAUCAGAAGGCUGCGGCCCGGCUUUAGUAAGGUAUGAUAAUGAUGACCCAGCCGCCCCACCACCUCCACCUUCUCUAAGUGGCUUGAGGAGUCCUGGUGGGACCAACGUCACGAGGCAGCGCACUCUCACCAGAAUUAUGUCGGCAAUGACUGUUGAUGCUGCAGCGGAAAUUCGUCGGGAAGAGGGAGCUGAUCUCGGCGGGUUCGUCAUAGAGCCCAGGGAGGAACAUCAUCACCAUCACCAUCCUCCUCAUAAGGGGGAGUCGACCCGGUCGAUCGAAGAGAGCGGUCGGGAGGAGUCGACAGCAGCUGAGCCGGCUAAUGAUGCUGAGCUCGAAAGAAGACGUUCUUUCCGACUGACGUCGGUCUCAGUGAGGACCAGCCCUGGUGACUUGGAUCACACUUUCCCCGACCCACCUUACUUGAGACUGAGCAAGUGGUGGACUCGCAAGAAAAGGCAGAGAGCUGAGAAGAGGCGGUUGGAGAGGAGGACUCGGCAGAGAGAAAGUCGAAAUGGUGACAAUAAAGCGUCACGAUCGACUGAUACUCCCCGCGAUUCUGGUGACCAAGGAGAUGACUUCACGUCUGUUAUCAGUGAGAGCAACAACGACUUGGAAAGUGGUCUCAGAGGAGGACGUUAAAAGUCUUAUAUAGUCGAGGACUGGUGCUCAAGCU